Molecule: messenger RNA, 1106 nt
Organism: Hermetia illucens (black soldier fly)
Lineage: Eukaryota; Metazoa; Arthropoda; Insecta; Diptera; Stratiomyidae
Product: gametocyte-specific factor 1 homolog
Exons: 3
Coding region: 207-683 (158 amino acids)
Source: RefSeq, a predicted model, not a curated record
UCCUUGAUGCAAUUGCACAAUUCGGUACCACAAGAUUAAUCAGUUGAAGGACGAGCUCGCGGGCGAUUGCUGCGUACUGAAGUGGAGUGUUUGGGAAACUCCUAGUCAAGGCCACCGGCAGAAGAAAAUUUCAAGGUUACACAUUUUAAAGAAAGUGCUUUGUGCUUCAAUUUUCUGGUAAAUUUAAAAGUGAAUCAUUUCUAAUCAUGUCGGACGCCUGCAAAAAGGAAAUUGGUUCCGAUUAUUUCGUGACAUGUCCGUAUAAUCCUGCACACGUAUAUUUGAAGAGCAGAGAACCAGCGCACGUUUUUAAGUGCGCAGAAACCGCGAAAAUUAAGGGAAAAAUGAAGCGAUGCCGGUUCAAUAGCGCCCACGUUGUCGGUGAACUGGAAUUUAAGUGUCAUGAAGAUGAAUGUGUAAAUCGCGCGUCAUAUGAGCGGUAUAAAUAUACGCCAGUCGCUAAUGGUGAAAGUCUGUCGGAGCGUGCAGAAACGCAUCCACCAGAAACCUUCGAGCCGGUAGAAAGUAGUGAUAAUUGGGAUCAUUGCGACGCACCAUCGUAUGACCCUGAAAAGUAUGCAACUGAGAAUGCAGUAAUUCGUUUACUGCCAGGAAGACCGCCAUCCGAAAGGAAGGAGUUUCGUCGUGCUGAGCGUGCUCGCCUUCAAGAAUUCAACAAUUAAAACUUGUAUUAAGUGUAGAACCAAAAAUAAUUUCUACCUGUAACCAAACGAUGAGAGAUGACUAGUAAAAACCCAUCAUUUAUUAUUUGACCUAUAGAAGUUUUGUUUUUCGUACGUAUUACGUAUUUAGGAAGGAUAAAAGUCCCUUGCUUUUAAAAUAUAAUGACAAAUAAUUUUGCUUACAUGAGUUCUUAAAAUUCAUGCUAAGGUAUACUUCAACUAACUGUUGUACCAAGGAAAACUAUAUGUGAUGUUAAUACACUUGUUUUGUGUGUAGCCUAAAAUUGACUUCAUUUAUAUCUAAUAUAUACACAACUAUAUAAUUCGGAAAUUUUCAAUCUAACACAAAUGAUAUUGGCAUUUAUAACUCAGUAAUGAAAACAAAAAUAUAUUUUAAGAGACAUUCAUUUUUAUAGAUUAUAA